Stereum hirsutum FP-91666 SS1 is the source of this 1288-nucleotide messenger RNA. Its product is annotated as galactose-1-phosphate uridyl transferase. NCBI's taxonomy places the organism in Eukaryota, Fungi, Basidiomycota, Agaricomycetes, Russulales, Stereaceae. Gene Ontology annotation, biological process: beta-D-galactose catabolic process via UDP-galactose, Leloir pathway. Gene Ontology annotation, molecular function: UDP-glucose:hexose-1-phosphate uridylyltransferase activity; zinc ion binding. The record is from RefSeq and is a predicted model, not a curated record. The transcript has 5 exons. The coding region runs from base 9 to 1157 and encodes 382 amino acids. Gene Ontology annotation, cellular component: cytoplasm.
ACACAGCGAUGGCAGAGCAGUUCGACCCCUCGACCCACCCUCAUCGCCGCUUCAAUCCCCUCACAAACGAGCACAUCCUCGUUUCCCCGCAUCGUACAAAGCGUCCCUGGCUGGGUCAAACGGAACCGCCUCAAGCAGUUUCCCUCCCCCAAUAUGACCCGGCCUGCUAUCUAUGCCCAGGUAACGAGCGUGCUGGAGGACAGAAGAAUGACGUCUAUGAUGCCACAAUGUCCUUCGUCAACGACUAUGCCGCUGUACUCCCUCCUCCGGGACCACUCGCCCCUGUGGCACCACACCCGUUGCUGACGACCGAACCGGUGAAUGGGGCGUGCGAUGUUAUCAUAUUUCAUCCUCGUCAUGAUUUGACGCUGGCCAGGCUGGCCAAGGAGGAUAUUCUGAGGAUCAUUGACGAGUGGAUUGCGGUCUAUAAGAAGAGAGGUGAUCAGGAGGAGAUCAAAUACGUGCAAAUAUUCGAGAACAAAGGCUCCAUGAUGGGAUGCUCGAAUCCUCAUCCACACGGACAGGCAUGGUCCCUGACAGAGAUCCCCCACAUCCCCUCCCUCGAACUUAGUUCACUCACUAAAUAUUCCCUCAACUCGGAUAUCCCACCCUCUGAUGCGCCACGCGGGCCGAAAGGACGUCCGUGCAUGUUGUGCGAGUACGCGCACUUCGAGGUAGGGGCUGAGCAGGAUGAGGGAAGAGUUGUGGUGAAGAACGAGGAUUGGGUGGCAUUGGUCCCGUGGUGGGCAACUUGGCCUUUCGAAAUCAUGCUCCUACCAUACAAGCGCCACAUCCCCUCCCUCACACAUCUCAGCUCGUCCGAGAAAUCCUCCUUCGCCUCCAUCCUCUCCGCUAUCACCAAGCGCUACGACAAUCUCUUCUCUUGUUCCUUUGCUUACUCAAUGGGCAUCCAUCAACGACCUGUUCCCGCAAAGGAUGGGGUCGAGACGGCUCCGGAACAAGACGAAGAGAAUGUGGCGCAUCUGCACCUCCACUUCUUCCCUCCGUUAUUGAGGAGCGCGAGCGUCAGGAAGUUCUUGGUUGGGUUUGAGCUUAUGGCAGAGGCUCAAAGGGACCUUACUCCUGAGCAGGCUGCCGCUCGACUGAGGGCGUGCUCAGAGGUGCAUUAUCUCGAUUCUGCCGUUGCUGGCAGUUAGAUAUAACAGAUAUGGAACUAAGAGAAUAUGUAUAAUUCCUCUCGAGCCGUAGAAUAGAAUAUAUGUGUACGAAAUGUAGUGUACUUCAAGUCGCUCGAUGUUUAGGGGCAACAAUGCUGUUUCGUUCUCGC